Messenger RNA from Canariomyces notabilis, 1614 nucleotides. Its product is annotated as arginine biosynthesis protein ArgJ. Gene Ontology annotation, biological process: L-arginine biosynthetic process; L-ornithine biosynthetic process. Gene Ontology annotation, cellular component: mitochondrial matrix. The transcript is spliced from 5 exons. The record is from RefSeq and is a predicted model, not a curated record. The coding region runs from base 137 to 1525 and encodes 462 amino acids. Gene Ontology annotation, molecular function: L-glutamate N-acetyltransferase activity, acting on acetyl-CoA as donor; L-glutamate N-acetyltransferase activity, acting on acetyl-L-ornithine as donor. NCBI's taxonomy places the organism in Eukaryota, Fungi, Ascomycota, Sordariomycetes, Sordariales, Chaetomiaceae.
GCUGGGUCGUGUCUUGCUCGCAGCUUGUCCUGUUAUGAAGCAAAUUGAGAACAGGGCUAUACUAGGAGACUAGGUACAAAAAUGAAUAUGACAACAGAUUCACUCGAAAACAGAGACUCGGAAUCUGCAAACGACCAUGGCGGGUCUGAAAGGCCGUUGGUUGGGCCGAUUGAGACAAUACGGCUUUAAACAGACUCCAUACCGGGCCUACUCGGCACCCUCAAAUGGCAUUCCCGCGGCCAAGAAGAAGUAUGUCCCGACAAAGGGGACCUACCCUAUCGGGUUCCGGGCUUCGGGCACAGUGGUCGGCGUCAAGCCGAGCAACACGACCAAGCCGGACCUGGCCCUGUUGACGUCGGACGUGCCGUGCGCUGCCGCCGCUGUCUUCACCAAGAACAAGUUCCAGGCAGCGCCCGUCACAUUCAGCAGGAGCCUUCUGCAAAACAAGUAUAACCAGGGAAUUCAAGGUGUCAUCAUAAACUCGGGGUGCGCCAAUGCAGUCACCGGUAAGGGCGGCCUGGAGGAUGCCGCCAUGAUGGCCCGCGAGACAGACAAGUGCCUGGGCCAGAGCGACAGCACCAUCGUCAUGAGCACCGGUGUGAUUGGACAGCGGCUGCCCAUCGAGAAGAUCAUCAGCAAAAUCCCAGCAGCGCACGCGGCCCUGGGCGGAUCCCACGAACACUGGCUGACGGCCGCAAAGGCCAUCUGCACUACCGACACCUUCCCCAAGCUCAUGUCCCGUACCUUUACUCUGCCCUCCUCGCCGGGCGUCGAGUACAGGAUAGCGGGCAUGACCAAGGGUGCGGGCAUGAUCCACCCGAAUAUGGCCACCCUCUUGGGUGUCAUCACGACGGAUGCGCCCAUCUCGUCGGCUGCCUUGCCCUCAGUGCUCAAGUAUGCCGUCGACCGUUCUUUCAACAGCAUUACCAUUGAUGGAGACACAUCUACCAACGACACAAUCACGCUCUUGGCCAAUGGUCUUGCAGGCGGCAAGGAGGUGACAGAGGGUUCGCCCGACUACGACGCGUUCCGCACCGUGCUGACCGACUUUGCGGCCGAGUUGGCACAGCUGGUGGUGCGUGAUGGCGAGGGUGCUACCAAAUUCGUCACAAUUCGCGUCACCGAGUCGGCGAGCGAGGAGGCUGCCAGGAGGAUUGCCAGCACCAUUGCGCGAUCUCCUCUGGUUAAGACGGCACUGUAUGGCAAGGACGCAAACUGGGGACGUAUCCUGUGUGCUACCGGGUACUCGCUGAUUUCUGAGCCUGGGCAGCCAGUCAACGAAGUCCCAGAGAUUGAUCCUGAAAAGACGAAUGUUUCCUUUAUUCCCACUGACGGCACUGCCGAGCUGAAGCUCCUAGUUAACGGUGAGCCGGAGAAGGUUGACGAGGCGAGAGCUGCUGAAAUAUUGGAGCUCGAAGACCUUGAGAUUCUGGUGAGGUUGGGUCUGGGUGACAAGCAGGCCACCUACUGGACUUGCGACUACAGCCACGAGUACAUCACAAUCAAUGGCGACUACAGAACGUAAAAAGCCGAAAGCAGUAACAGGGUCACUUGAGUGGUCAAUUAGAAUAAUAUAUAUAUAUAGGGAGCUAUCCUAGUCUCCCAUCAUCAUCC